GCCUCACUUCCCUUUUAUCAGUGUCAGUGCCACUUGUUGUGAGGUUAAGUCUCGAACAACCUGGCGCGCACUGGUGUCCCUUGGCCAGGCGCCGUUUAAGAAAACUGUAAGCAACUAUAACGGAACUUCACACCUCUUCUCCUUUCGUAUGCGAAUAUCCGCUACGCGGUUGCUGUCGGUGCGUCCUCUCCCGCCACCAGUCGGGGAAUGCCACUGUCCGUCAUCCGCGGUGGGGCGCGUCGCCUCGCUGCGCGCGUGGGGAAGUAUGAGGUCCCGGCGCGGCACGCUAGCUGCAGCCCCCAGACGGAGGGCUCCGUCGUCGCCCUGGCCGAGGCACGGCGCUUCAUCUCGGACGCCAUGAGGGCCGUGGGCACCGCCAAGGACAACGCCGACUUCCUGGCCGAGGUGCUGGUCGAGGCCGACUACCGCGGCCACUACAGCCACGGCCUCAACAGGCUCGAGUUGUACGUGGACGACGUGGCCGCGGGGAGCUGCCUGCCCGCCGCCCAGCCGCGCCUGCUCCGGGAGGGCCCUUCCACGGCGUGGGUGGACGGUGGCCACGGCCUGGGUCCCGUUGUGGGCCGCUUCUGUAUGCAGCUCGCCAUCGACAAGGCCCAGCAGACGGGCGUCGGCUGGGUGGUCGCCAAGGGUUCUAACCACUACGGCAUCGCGGGUUGGUACAGCAUGCAGGCUCUCAAGAAAAAGAUGAUGGGCAUGAGCUUCACCAACACGUCGCCGCUCGUGAGCCCGACGAGGAGCAAAGGGGCUGCCCUGGGCACGAACCCCAUCUCCCUGGCGGUGCCCGCGGGGUCCGACAGCUACGUCCUGGACAUGGCAACCACCGCGGUAGCGCUCGGCAAGGUCGAGAUGCAGCGGCGGCGAGGCGAGCCCUUACCCCCGGGCUGGGCGCAGGGCCCGGACGGCGCGGCGACGGCGGACGCCGAGCUGGCCUACAAGACGCAGUGCCUCAUGCCGCUUGGUGGCGCCGAGGACUCGUCCGGCUACAAGGGAUACGGGCUCGCCCUCAUGGUGGAGACCUUCUGCGGACUUCUCGCAGGCUCGGCGUACGGACCGGAUAUUCGGCGCUGGGGCUCGUCUGGUCAGAACGCGGACCUCGGUCAAUGCUUCAUCGCCGUAGAUCCUGCCGCAUUCGCCCCGGGCUUUGAGGACCGCGCGGCCGAUCUUCUGUCCCGGUUGCGGACGAUGGAGCCGGCGGACCCAUCUCGCCCGGUGCUCGUCCCGGGGGACCCUGAGCGCGCCCACAUGGACCACGUGAACAAGCAAGGUGGAGUGCGAUACGUACCCCAGCAGGUCGAAUCAUCAGAAAAACUGGCAAAGAAACUGAAGAUAUCUGCAAUGAAAAUAUUGUCCUAGUUUAUAAUAACAAUAAUAAAAAAUCAUACCGAUCCAAAA
Molecule: messenger RNA, 1413 nt
Organism: Frankliniella occidentalis (western flower thrips)
Lineage: Eukaryota; Metazoa; Arthropoda; Insecta; Thysanoptera; Thripidae
Exons: 11
Coding region: 208-1374 (388 amino acids)
Molecular function (GO): oxidoreductase activity
Source: RefSeq, a predicted model, not a curated record